This is a messenger RNA of Prunus mume (Japanese apricot), 3367 nucleotides long. RefSeq names its product Protein kinase superfamily protein (gene EDR1). Gene Ontology annotation, cellular component: cytoplasm. The record is from RefSeq and is a predicted model, not a curated record. Gene Ontology annotation, biological process: signal transduction; protein phosphorylation. Gene Ontology annotation, molecular function: ATP binding; protein kinase activity. NCBI's taxonomy places the organism in Eukaryota, Viridiplantae, Streptophyta, Magnoliopsida, Rosales, Rosaceae.
AACAAAGACCACGCCCAUUUAGUUACCGGCCAAUAUAUUAUAACCACUGCCUUUAGUUUUCCCUCCGAGAACGCCCUCCUCUGACCUCAAAGACCAAACCAACCAAACAGAAAAAUUGAGAGAGAAAGUGAGGGAAAGUGAAAGAAAACAGAGACAGAGACAGAGAGAUAGACAGCAAAAAAUAAAAAUAACCUCAUAACCUUACCGCUGCUGACUGACAAAGUAGAGAGAAGAGAGGCGGAGAGAGAUGAAGCACAUUUUUAAGAAGCUUCACAUAGGAAGCAACCACGACCCCAGCCGAUCGAACGAGCCCUCGACCUCCGUAGCGUCGCCAUCAUGCGCGGCAGAUCACCGUACAGUUUCUGGUCAGACAUCUGGAAACCCAACGGGGAGUCCUCCAUCGUCUUCGCCGACGCCGGCGAGCACCGUACAAACUCCCGGAGCUGCCACUGUGGACUCGACGACGACUGUGAAUCGGCCAGACUAUAUGAUGUCGGAGGAGGAUUUUCAGGUCCAGCUCGCCCUAGCGAUCAGCGCCUCCAAUUCGGACUUUCGCGAUGAUCCGGAGAAGGAUCAGAUCCGUGCGGCGACGCUGCUGAGCUUGGGCGGCCAUCAGAUCGAUUCGUCGAGAGAUAAGGUUGACGCGGCAGCUGCCGAGACCUUGUCGAGGCACUAUUGGGAGUGUAAUGUGCUGGACUAUGAGGAGAAAGUGGUUGAUGGAUUUUAUGAUGUAUAUGGACUUUCCACAGAUUCAGCAAUUCAAGGAAAAAUGCCUUCUCUUACAAAUCUCGAAACAAACCUUGGGAGUUCUGGAUUUGAAGUUUCAUUAGUAAACCGAACAGUUGAUCCUGCCUUGGGAGAGUUGGUGCAAAUUGCACAGUGUAUUGCAUUAGACUGUCCUGUCACCAACGUUAGUGUUUUGGUACAGAGGCUUGCUGAACUCGUUAGUGGACACAUGGGUGGGCCUGUAAAGGAUGCUAAUAUCAUGUUAGCGAGGUGGAUGGAAAGAAGCAGAGAGUUGAGGACAUCUCAGCAAACAAGUGUAUUGCCUAUUGGGUCCAUAACCAUUGGCCUCUCCCGACAUCGUGCUUUGCUUUUCAAGGUAUUAGCUGACAAUAUCAAGAUGCCCUGCAGACUGCUUAAGGGUAUUCAUUACACUGGUGUUGAGGAUGGUGCUGUUAAUGUAAUAAAGUUGGAGGAUGACAGGGAGUUUCUGGUUGAUCUCAUGGCUGAUCCUGGAACGCUCGUACCAACUGAUAUUCCAAGUGCAAAGGACACUGCCUUUCAGCCAUACCAUCCAAACUUAAGCAAAAAUCCUACUGUCCAUUCUUAUAUCGAUACAGAAGUUGCGUACUCAGGACCAAAGCCAUUGCAUGGAGAGGGUAGCAGCCAAAACUCUGCAGCUGAAAGCAGUUUAGCGUUGGAGAGAAGACCAAUUUCAGAGAAUAUAGAAUCAUUGCCUACAUUCCCGGGUGCAAGUAGUGACACUGGAGUUGGUUCUUCUAGAAUACCCAAUAGAGGGACUCAGUUAGAUCAUCUUCCCUCAUCAGCCUUCGAAAAUUACAGAGGGAGUCGUGGGGCACAUGCAGUUGAAGGUGUGACAAGGAUGAAUGUAAAUGUAGUUCCAUAUACUCAAAACAACUCGGAGGACUCAAAGAACCUUUUUGCCGAUCUUAACCCAUUCCAAAUCAAAGGACCUGGGAAAGCUUCUAUGUAUAACAAACCUGUGGAGAACAAAGUUGAAGAGCUUCAGAGACAGAGAAAUAAUGUUGCGUCUGGUCGACCUCCUGCAUCAUUAAUGUGGAAAAAUAAAUAUGCUUUCAAUGAAGUCCCUAAAAGAAAGGAGAAUGAUAAUUACAUGGAUGGUAUCUUCCCAAGAGUUAAUCGCGAACCUAAUGGGUAUAAUCCAUCAUCUGCAGCUUCCACCAGCUCUACUGUAUCUGAACAGAUCAAUCCUGGUGGUUUCAAAUCAACUGCUCAUUCAAAUAUGUCAGAUAGAGAUGGCGAUGCCAAAAAUUAUAGGGGGGAACAACCCAGGGCUAAAGGUUAUUUACAGAAUGGCGCAAUAGAUGUUAAUGAACAUCAGAACAAUGAAAUUGGCUUCCAUGAUCCUAGAAAGUUCACGCAUGACAGAUUUAUGGAGACCAAUCUGAAACUGAAGGAUCCAGAAAGUUCUAGCUCAUCUUUUGAUUCCAUUUCGAGCAGGGUUGAUCAAGUAUUUGAUGAUGUUGAUGUAGGUGAAAGUGAAAUUCCGUGGGAAGAUCUGGUUAUUGGAGAAAGGAUUGGACUAGGUUCAUAUGGAGAGGUAUACCAUGCUGAUUGGAAUGGCACGGAAGUUGCUGUGAAGAAGUUCCUAGACCAGGAUUUCUCAGGUGCUGCUUUGGCUGAGUUCAAAAGAGAAGUGCGAAUAAUGCGUAAACUGCGUCAUCCAAACGUUGUGCUUUUUAUGGGUGCUGUUACACGUCCUCCUAACCUCUCUAUCAUUACAGAGUUCCUUCCAAGGGGAAGCCUAUAUCGGAUUAUCCAUCGCCCUCAUUGCCAAAUUGAUGAGAAACGUAGAAUAAAGAUGGCUCUUGAUGUGGCAAGGGGUAUGAAUUGCUUGCAUGCCAGCACACCCACCAUUGUUCACCGGGAUUUGAAAUCUCCAAAUCUGUUGGUUGAUAAGAACUGGAAUGUGAAGGUCGGUGAUUUUGGAUUGUCACGCUUGAAGCAUAAUACUUUCUUGUCAUCCAAAUCAACUGCUGGAACGCCUGAGUGGAUGGCACCGGAAGUUCUCCGCAAUGAAAACUCAAAUGAAAAGUGUGAUGUGUAUAGCUUUGGAGUCAUUUUGUGGGAGCUUGCUACUCUAAAAUUGCCUUGGAGUGGGAUGAACCCGAUGCAAGUUGUAGGUGCAGUUGGUUUUCAGAAUCGUCGCCUUGAGAUACCUAAGGAACUGGAUCCCCUUGUUGCAAGGAUAAUAUUGGAAUGUUGGCAGACCGAUCCAAACUUGCGUCCCUCGUUUUCAGAGCUCACGGUAGCUCUCAAGCCUUUGCAGCGGCUCGUCAUUCCAUCGAAUCUUGACCACCCAAGCUCACAUUUACGGCAAGAAAUCUCAGUAAAUUCCACACCUUGAAAAGCCUCUCUCCCAACUGUGAAUAAGAAGACAUUCCGGUUCUGUGCUUUUGAGUUAGGAUAGGAUAAAAACUCUCAAACGAAAAAUCAGAAAGAGUGAGAAUGGAGAGAGAGAAAAAAAGCAUGUACCUCAAUUGUAUUAUUUAAUGCAUGCCCAGCUACUGUUGCCCAAAGAUUGCAGCAGGGUCCUUUUUGUACAGAAUUCAUAGUAAAGUUCUCAAAGAAAACUGGAUUUGUAAUUUAUGUGUUAAUAAUA